This is a messenger RNA of Folsomia candida, 2425 nucleotides long. RefSeq names its product long-chain fatty acid transport protein 4. Gene Ontology annotation, biological process: triglyceride homeostasis. NCBI's taxonomy places the organism in Eukaryota, Metazoa, Arthropoda, Collembola, Entomobryomorpha, Isotomidae. Gene Ontology annotation, molecular function: long-chain fatty acid-CoA ligase activity; long-chain fatty acid transmembrane transporter activity. Gene Ontology annotation, cellular component: endoplasmic reticulum. The transcript has 11 exons. The coding region runs from base 57 to 2036 and encodes 659 amino acids. The record is from RefSeq and is a predicted model, not a curated record.
CAGUUGAUAAAAUCUCCUUAGUCAGUCAUCAUUCACAUUUACAUAUCCACGUUGUCAUGGAUACGAGUGUAAUUUCUAAAUUUGUGGAUCCCACCAAAAUUUGGGAGUGGAUUGAAAAUUUUGUGCAUCAGCUUCCCUCAAAUAAGGGAUACGUCCUUCUUGGUGGAAUUGGGGUGUGGACAUUGUACAAAUUUAUAAGUAAUCCAGUUCGGUUUAUUUCUAUAAUAAGGACGAUUCCGAGAGAUUUCUGCGCACUUCCAACUUUAAUCUUAUUGAAGAGAAAUCUGAGACAUUUCCAGAAUGGAAACUACACAAUAUUUCGAGUAUUUGAAGAAAUUGUGAAAAAGAAUCGGAACAAAAUUAUUUUCCAAUUUAAUGAUUUUAAAAUGACGGGAAAGGAGGUGCAAGAAUUAAGUUAUCGUGUGGCGAAUUAUUUUGCAUCGCUUGGCUACAAGAAAGGUGAUCGAGUGGGAAUAUUUAUGACAAAUUGUGCCGAAUAUGCUCCGAUUUGGCUGGGCCUCAGUCGGAUUGGCGUCAUUGGCGCCCUGAUAAACACGAACCUUCGCCAAACCCCGUUGAAACAUUGUAUCGAAUCUGUCAACUGCAAAGCGGUCAUAUUUACGCUGGAUCUUGUUGAUGCUAUGAAUGAAUUACUGGCCGAAUGUGGAGGUCAGUUGGAGGGCGAGCCAACCCUUUACACGUUCCUCGAGGGGGGCACAUCCAUCCCCAUGACGUUCUACGACUCCUUCAAAAGCCUGAACGAAAUAUUGGUCGACGUUGAUACCAUUUGCCCACUCGUAAAGGAAGCGAUAGGAUUCGGUGAUGUGGCCAUGUUCAUUUUCACCUCAGGGACGACAGGACUUCCAAAAGCUGCUUCGAUUAAGCAUUCGCGGUUCUUAAUGCUGGCCGCGACUGUUGUGCAUAUCGCGGGAAUAAAGAAUUCGGACAUCGUUUACACGCCACUCCCUCUGUAUCACGGAUCUGGAACGGUACUCGGCUCGGGCCCGGCGCUCCUCUACGGGGCAUGCCAAGUAAUCCGGAAGAAGUUUUCUGCCUCCAAUUUUUGGUCGGAUUGCAUCAAAUAUAACGCCACGGUUUCUCAAUACAUUGGGGAAACGUGUCGCUACCUGUUGGGCCAACCGGUAUCCAAACAAGAUAAGCAACAUAAGGUUCGAGUAAUGUAUGGAAACGGUUUAAGGGGAGAGAUUUGGGCAGAUUUCGUGUCAAGGUUCGGAGUCAAGAUCUCCGAGUUUUACGGGGCGACGGAAGGAAACUGUAAUAUGGUGAAUUUGGACGGUCGUGUCGGUGCGAUUGGAUUCGUCCCGCUCUGGGGGCCUAAUGUUCUUCCCAUACGACUAAUAAAAGUGGACGAAGAAACCGGCGAGCCGAUUCGGGAUCCCAAGACGGGAUUUGUCGUCCGAUGUGGGCUCAACCACCCGGGUGAAAUUGUGGGACGGAUUAUUAAGAAGGAUCCCAUAACAGAUUUUCAAGGAUAUGCUGAUAAGACGUCGACGAGUGGGAAAAUUAUGGUGGACGCGUUUCGCAAAGGAGACUCGUGGUUUAGAUCGGGCGACGUUUUGGUUCAAGAUAAUCUCGGAUAUUUCUACUUCCAGGACAGAAAAGGGGAUACUUUUAGAUGGAAAGGUGAGAAUUGUUCCACGGCUGAGGUGGAGUCGAUCAUCAGCACGAUAAGCGGUCUCAAGGGGACGGUCGUGUUUGGCGUGGAAAUUCCUGGCGCGAAUGGGCGUGCCGGCAUGGCGGUCAUGUCCGACCCAGAAAACACGCUGGACAUGAAAGAACUGGCGAACGGUGUGAUUAAAGGGCUCCCCGCGUACGCGAGACCAGUUUUUGUCCGCGUCCUUUCCACCGAAUUGGUCCUCACAGGGACAUACAAACUGAAGAAGAACGAAUACCAGAAGGAAGCCUUCAACAUAAACCUGGUCCCAGAUCCCGUCUACUUCUUCAAUGGGAAGAAAUAUGUCCGAAUGGAUCAGGAAAUCUAUGAGGAUAUAAUGUCGAGCAAAAUUAGAGUGUAAAAGCAAUACAAAUUUUUAAUAAAAAAUACAUGUAAACUAUGUACUGUAUAAUUCAUGAUGAAAUAUUUAUAUUUCUUAUAGAAUAUGUAUUUCUUUUAAAAAUUGUACAUGGGACAUGCAUGACUUAAUUGUAUCAAGAUAUGACUGCGCUUUAAUCCUUUUAUCGUAGAGUGGAGUAUAAAGGAAGACGGAAUUUACUUACUUGUACAGAGUUGGUUAUAGGAAAGCUAGACAUAGUUUGAGGUAAAUUGAUACAAAAUUUAACUUAAAGCAAUCCCAUGUUUAAAAAAAAUUGGAAAGUCAGGAGCGUUCAAACGCCGUCCUGGAUUAUUCAAUUUUUUAUGCUUUAAAAAACAUUUUUUUUAUUAAAAAAAUUCAAUCAAUUUUUA